Molecule: messenger RNA, 1942 nt
Organism: Cladocopium goreaui
Lineage: Eukaryota; Dinophyceae; Suessiales; Symbiodiniaceae
Source: the annotation of a GenBank genome assembly
AAGCCUGUGACUUUUUGAAACCUUUCCACGUUGUGGAGCCGCCAUGGCACUCCUUGCAGGGGACGAGACCCUGCUGCAAGUGCUGAGCCAUCUGCCCGUGCGCGACGGUGCCGUCGCGUCGGCAGUCUCGGUUGCCUUCCGACAUGCGGUGCUGCGCACGCCGCAGCUGGCUGCGGUGAGAUUGGUGACGCCCAAAGAAAUGAUGAACAAAGAUGGGGAAGAAUGGAGCAGGGAUAUGGAGUUUCUUGACCUGAAGGAGUUUUUCACUGAAUUGGGGCGCAAGGGCGCAGCAGAAUACGAUGGUGUGCACGUGUUGAAUGCCAGGAUUUCCCUGGCAGGUCAUCGAAGCCAUGCCGACAUGGUGCUGCUGGAGCGGCGCAAGGGUUUGCGCUACAACUUCCAUGAAGCCUGCGACGCGGAAUCCCAAGACCUGGAGGUGGUGGGCACCAGCUUCUGCGAUGCCCGGGGCCGGGUCCGCUUGGCUUCGGUCAAGGCCUGUGGCUCCGAGGUGAUGACCGGAGGGUUUCUCUACAUCGACCGCCUGGCGGAGGGGAACUCGAAGCUCUUCCGGCAGCCCGAGGUGGGACCGGUGGUGGUGAGGAAACUGCUGCAGGAGACGACUUUGAAGGGAAGAUGGAGCCUGGCAGUGGUGAUUCCCAGUGAAGAGGAGCUGCUGUGGUUCCUCCAGGCUGGCUUCGUUCAAGCCCGGGAGCUGGCGGUGGAGGGUCCGCGCAUCGUUUGCCUCUUCGCGGUACCCAGCUUUUUGGAGCACCAGAUGAAGUCGACCAACGAGGCGAAGAUGGUGGAGAUUUUGGAGCCCAAGGACCUGCAACCUUUGUCACAGAUCAACCAGGAUUUGUUGGAGCUCGUGAAAAACGAAGGGGCUGAGGCUCAAAUCUCUGCUUUGCUCAAGAAAGGCGCCUCCAUCGAAGAUUCCUAUGCCAUCCAUUGCUGCGCCUACAACCGCAGCCUGCAGCAGCUAGAGAUGCUGCUGCGUUUGGUCCCUUCGACGGAAAAAGCUGUCAACCGACCUGAUGGCUGCAGCCUGUUGCCGCUCAUGUUGGCUGCGAAGGGUGCUUGUGGCAGUCUGUCAAGAGAUACGCUCAAAACCUCACCUUCCUUUCUUCCACCUGCUGAGACAUGGUAUCUUGCUCUUGCUAGACAAGAGCCCCCGCGAAGCCAGUUCGCGAAGGCAAAAGUGUUCCGCGAAGCCGCACGAAGCCAACCUUUGCACAAAUCCAUGCAUUGCCUAGCCAUUAGCGAAGCCCCGCCAUCAGUGCAUAGGCCUUUAGCCUUUAGCAACAAAAAAGCACGGCUCAUUUAAUGUACUUUCUUCAUUUUUUCCAGUUUUCACCCCUGGAAUUGGGAUGGACCUCUAUUUAAGCAUUUAUUUUGAGACCCCUGGACCUGGACAUUGUGACAUCCAGUUGGUCAAUCCUUCUUUGAUGGGCGGCUCAACCAGGUUAUCUGUGCCCACGGAGGUCUGUGCAAGACUCAUUGAGGCGAGGGCUGAUGUCUCCGCAGUGGAUGCUGCCGGACUUACAGCGCUGGGACACCUUCGAAAGGCGCUGAGGGAGGUGAGGGAUUUCAAUGGAUGCUUCGGCCUCAUUGCUAUGGAACACGAUGGUGACGAGUUGGAGAAGUUGUUGAUGCCUCCAUCUGGCCCUACGGCUGCAGAUGAGCAAAUGAUAGAUGCUUCCUCGGAUGAGGGGAGCCUGUUGGAUUGGGAAGAAGAUGAGGAGGAAGAUUUUGAAGAUGAUUAGGAUUUUGGGAUGCCCGGAGUGCCAUUCUUUUGGACAAACCCAAGUUCGGAUGAUUAGGCUUCUUGAUCCUUGGAAGGGUGGGAGAUGUACAUAGAGAGUUUAGACUCACUGCCUGAGGUGGUGAGAACGUGGACAUAUUUCAAGAUCAUUGGGAAGACAGACAUCACUUGUGAAAAUUG